CUCUAAGUGAAUGUAUGUAACAUAUUUAUGUGUUUUCAAUAGACAUUUAAUUUUAGGCAAUAUUAAAUUAUAAAAUUUAAUGCUGAAAUAACUUGUGAAAAAUUUGCAAAUGUGCAUUUAAGUAAAGCUAAAAACUUUCAUAGGCCGGAGAUAUGCAGUGCCAAGUUAUGCUGCUUCAGAUAUAGCUAUCCCCAAAUUGUGUACUUUAUUGGAAAUUAAAAAGUCAAUAUGGGCGAUGUUGAUCCAGAAACGUUACUGGAGUGGUUGUCCAUGGGCCAAGGAGAUGAAAGAGAUAUGCAAUUGAUUGCAUUAGAGCAGCUAUGUAUGCUCCUUCUGAUGUCUGAUAAUGUGGAUCGAUGUUUCGAAAGCUGUCCGCCUCGAACAUUUUUGCCAGCCCUAUGCAAGAUAUUUUUAGAUGAGCUUGCACCAGAAAAUGUACUUGAAGUUACUGCACGCGCCAUAACAUACUAUCUGGAUGUGUCUGCGGAGUGUACACGAAGAAUUGUUUCAAUUGAUGGCGCUAUUAAAGCCAUCUGCAACCGUUUAGUUGUUGCAGAUCUUUCUUCACGAACAUCGCGCGAUCUUGCAGAGCAAUGCAUUAAAGUUCUUGAACUUAUUUGCAGUAGAGAAGCAGGAGCAGUUUUUGAAGGCAGUGGCUUGAAUUGUGUUUUAUCAUUUAUUCGAGACUGUGGAUCCCAAGUUCAUAAGGACACAUUACAUUCUGCCAUGGCUGUUGUUUCACGUCUCUGUACUAAAGUGGAACCCAAUUCACCUUGUAUAGAAAAUUGCGUUGAAAGUUUGAGCACUUUAUUACAACAUGAAGAUGCACUUGUAUCGGAUGGUGCCCUAAAAUGCUUUGCCUCUGUGGCUGACCGCUUUACAAGGAAAUGGAUUGAUCCCGCUCCCCUUGCUGAAUAUGGGCUGGUUACGGAAUUGCUUAAACGUCUCGAAAGCGCAGGUGGCAGCGGCAACAGUCACCCCCUAUCUUCAUCAAAGUUAAGUGGACCUCUUCAUACAAACCAGAACUCAGACAGACUAAAUGAGAAUGUUUCUGGAUCGUCCGUAAGUGCAGCUGGCAAAAUUCAAGCAAGUGAACUUCGGUCGCCUCAAUCCAUUUCAACAACAAUUUCGCUCUUGUCAACUUUGUGUCGUGGCUCACCCUCAAUAACGCGCGAUAUUUUAAGGUCUCAGCUGCCUGAUGCAAUUGAAAGAGCCUUAAAGGGCGAUGAACGAUGCGUUCUUGACUGCAUGCGCUUUGCAGAUUUAUUGCUUCUUCUUCUGUUUGAAGGGCGUCAGGCCUUAAACAGGGGAAGCGGAAACUCCAGUCAAAGUCAAUUGGCUCCGCGACCAAAACGAAACGACUCCAGUACUGAUCGAACUCAUCGCCAAUUAAUAGACUGCAUACGGUCUAAAGAUACUGAAGCUUUGCAGGAGGCAAUCGAAACAUGCGGCGUUGAUGUUAAUUGUAUGGACGACGUCGGGCAGACUCUAUUAAAUUGGGCAUCUGCUUUUGGAACCUUAGAGAUGGUUGAAUAUUUAUGUGAAAAGGGAGCAGAUGUUAACAAAGGUCAAAGGAGUUCAUCCCUUCACUAUGCUGCCUGCUUUGGGCGCCCCGGUAUCGCAAAGAUUUUGCUCAAAUUUGGAGCUUAUCCAGAUUUACGUGAUGAAGAUGGAAAAACACCGCUAGAUAAAGCACGUGAAAGAUCAGACGAUGGUCACCGUGAAGUUGCCGCUAUUUUACAAUCCCCUGGAGAAUGGAUGUCUUCUGGACAUAUACUUGCAAGCAAGGACGGACAACUGCAAACAUCGAUUGAACCACGCGGUGACCCUGAAAUGGCACCUAUCUAUUUAAAGCUACUUUUGCCCAUAUUUUGUCAGACAUUUCAGAGUUCUAUGCUGCCUAGUGUACGGCGAGCCAGUUUGGGACUUAUUAAAAAAAUUGUACAAUAUGCGCAUCCCUCGGUUCUUAAAAGCAUCUGCAAAAAGUGUGAUGAACCGACAACUUCAAGAGCCACUCAAAGUGUUGGGAACUUGUUAACUGAAGUUAUCGCCAGCGUUUUGGAUAGUGAGGAUGAUGAAGAUGGGCAUGUAAUAAUUCUAAACAUUAUUGAGGAACUUAUGUGUAAGACGCAAGAGGAAUUUCUUGAGCAUUUCGCGAGAUUGGGAGUAUUUUCCAAAGUACAAGCAUUAAUGGAUCAGGGUGACAACAAUAGCUCACCUCAAUUCCCGUCAAGCUCGUCAGAUCUGUGCUCAACACAAAAAGGACAAGCCUUUUGUAUGGCCCAUAGAUCAGCACCCGAUGAUUUGGUUGAGGAUGCUAAAGAGAUUUUUCAAGGCAAACCUUAUCAUUGGCGGGAUUGGAGCAUAUGCCGAGGCCGUGAUUGUUUAUACGUUUGGUCAGAUUCUGCUGCGUUAGAGCUUUCCAAUGGUUCUAAUGGCUGGUUCAGAUUUAUACUUGAUGGGAAAUUAGCCACGAUGUACUCAAGUGGAAGUCCAGAAAAUGGAAACGAUAGCUCUGAAAAUCGUGGUGAGUUUCUAGAAAAACUGGUUCGAGCACGAUCCAGCGUCAGCCCAGGCACGCCAUCACAGCCCAUAUUGCCCACUGUUUCUGUAUUAAGACUCGUGGUGGGAAAUUGGGUGCUGCAAUCACAUAAACCUAAUCAAUUGCAAAUUCACAACACCGAAGGUCACCAAGUGACGAUAUUGCAAGAUGAUGUGCAAGGAUUUAUCUUUGAAAGUAACAGAGGCACAAAGCAUACGUUCACAGCGGAAACGUCUUUAGGUGCAGAUUUUGCCUCGGGAUGGGCUACGGAAAAAAAGAAAAGAACAAAGUCAAAGACAGACAUUCAAAAGGUUCAAGUGUCAAACGUUUCUCGGGAAAUUUAUAAUAAAUACUUUAAGACCGCUCAAGUAACACCGCGUGGCGCUGUUGCAAAAUUAGCUGCUAUCGUAAAGCAAAUCAAUUUUGCUAUUGAGGAGCAACGUUCGUGUUGCAACAGCAAUUGGUCGAAAAUCCUAGUGUCGGCACUAACAAACCUUUCCCAAUUAAUUCAUGAGGAUGGCGUUGUGAGUGCAUAUGAAAUGCACUCGUCGGGCCUUGUGCAAGCCUUGGUUGCUGUUUUGUCCAAUAACUAUUGGGAAUUUAAUUCGUCCCGUUGCAAAACAAAUAAAAUGCUAAAGGAACGCAUUGAUAUAUUUAAAAAGUGUAUUUUUGGAGAGUGCGAUGAAUCAAAAAUAUAUAAUACGAAAAAUACGGCUAGUAUCUUAAUACAAAAACUUGUUGCUGUAUUGGAAAGCACUGAGAAACUUCCAUUGUUUCUGUAUGACGCUCCGGGAACUGGUUAUGGCCUACAAAUACUUCAGAAACGACUACGAUUUCGACUGGAGCGCGCUUCUUCUGAAAGCACACUUUUUGAUAGAACGGGUCGCACUUUAAAGGUCGAACCUCUAGCAACAGUUGGCCAGCUUGCAAAAUACUUACUAAAAAUGGUCGCUAAGCAAUGGUAUGACCUUGAUCGCUCUACAUUUUUAUACUUAAAAAAGUUGCGUGAACAGAAACAAGAUAUUUCGUUUACAUACAAUUUUGAUUUCGAUGAAGAAGGUUUAAUCUAUUACAUCGGAUCGAACGGAAGAACAUGUGAAUGGGUCAAUCCUGCACAAUACGGUCUUGUGCAAGUCACCAGUUCGGAGGGUAAAACGUUGCCGUAUGGAAAACUAGAAGAUAUAUUGUCACGUGAUGCCGUUUCUCUGAACUGUCACACUAAAGAUAAUAAAAAGGCGUGGUUUUCAAUCGACCUUGGAGUAUGUAUUGUGCCUACUGCAUACACCUUGCGGCAUGCUCGUGGAUAUGGACGUUCUGCACUACGAAAUUGGCUUUUACAAGCAUCAAAGGACGGUAUUAACUGGACUACUCUUAUUAGUCAUGUUGAUGAUAAAAGCUUAGCAGAACCGGGAAGCACAGCUACUUGGCCAAUUGUUUGUACUUCUGAUGAUACAAAAGGAUAUCGUCAUAUUAGGAUCCAGCAAAAUGGUCGAAAUGCAUCUGGUCAAACACAUUAUUUGAGUCUAAGUGGUUUGGAAAUUUAUGGACGCGUCGUAGGUGUUUGUGAUGAUAUUGGCAAAACCAUAAAAGAAGCAGAAGCUAAAACACGGCGUGAGCGACGCCAAAUUCGAGCUCAAUUGAAACAUAUUACUAGUGGAGCACGAGUAGUUCGUGGAGUAGAUUGGCGUUGGGAUGAUCAGGAUGGUUCGUGUCAAGGUACUAUAACUGGAGAAAUACACAAUGGUUGGAUUGAUGUAAAGUGGGACCAUGGUGUAAGAAACUCCUAUCGAAUGGGUGCUGAAGGCAAAUACGAUUUAAAAUUAGCAAACUUAGAAAGUGUUUCUAUCUUCGAAGGAGUUAAUUCAACUCUACCAGUUGCUUCAGGUCCUGGACCAAAAAAAACGGAUAAGACAAACGUGCUAACAUCUCGAAAAUCUAGCUCCACUCCAUCUCUUCCCGAAGCUACCGAGAUAAAUAAAAACCCAGAAGAUGCAUCCAAUCAAACUGUUUCAGCUGACAACCUUGCUUGGAAACAAACUGUAGAGACCAUUGCCGAAAACGUAUUCAUAUCAGCAAAGACUCAUAUUACAACCAACCAAGCGAAUGCGGCUUUAAAAAAGGAAACCCAAGCUCAAUACGAUGAAUCUAGUUCCGAGCAAACAUCCUUAGCUACAACGAAUAUUCCGUCACCCUUAAUUCGUGAAUUACAACACAUUGCAGAUCUUUCUACAAUUAAUAAUUCAAUGCAAGCAAUUAACUUAAAUAAUGUGUCAGACUUGGCCCCCAUUUCAGAGAGCUUGUCAAUUGUUGAAGUUUCAAAGGAAGCCAGUAGCGCAAAGCCCAGCGAGGGUACUUCGGUCGUAUCAAAGGAUAUUAAACGAAGACCUUAUAUUGAAGAAAACAAUAAAAUGAAUGCUAAUAAUUCCGUCAACAAUUUGGCAAAAGGGCUGUUGAUAAAUUUAAGGCAAAUAAACUCAUCGAAUUCUCAUUGUGUUUCACAGCUUCCAACCGAAACUCGCGAAAUAAUAGAUAAAAUGCGUGAUGGUGUAGACAUGUUACGUAACAAUACUAAUAACAUACUAUCAUCAGAUGAACUACACAUACCUCGUUCAAAUGUGUCAUCGGAGCCGAAAGGGAAUGCAAAGGUCUCGGUACUCAUACAACAUGACAGUCUUCAAAAAAGUGACACCUUGGAUGGUGCGAGUAACGAAGCGGUGAAUUCCUCUACACCUCGCCAAAAUUUGGAUAGUUCAGAUAGCACGACACAGAUUUCAAAUUUCCCAGGUCAAAUCGACAAUAUUAUUAAUCCGCAAAUUUCAAAUGAUGUUGUUUCCGUUUCUAACCAAAUGAGCAUCAGCGUGCCCAACUUAACGACAUCUUCGGAAGUAUCGUCAACGUCAGAAGUGGCAGUACAUACUGGUUUAUUGGAAACAUUCACAGCGAUUGCGCGUCGUCGGACUUCACAAGAUACCAACAAUGAUAUUGGAAAUCAGUCAAACAACACGAAUGUUAAUAAAAACGAGCAUAGUAAUCAGAACGUAGGAGCAAGCUCAUUUUUUGCCAGAGGACCCAACUCGGUAACAAGCUUAGUAAAGUUGGCUUUAUCGAGUAAUUUUCAUUCCGGUUUAUUAAGCACAGCGCAAAGCUAUCCUAGUCUUUCAUCCAAUAAUGGAGACAACACUUCAUCAUCGAAUCCAACUAAUAAAAAAGUUAGUCAACAGGCAACAUCAUCAGUUAAUCCAACGUUAACAAUGAGCUUAACUUCUACUUCGAGUGAUAGUGAACAAGUGUCUCUAGAAGACUUUUUAGAAAGCUGCAGAGCCCCCACAUUGCUAGGCGACAUGGAAGAUGAAGAUGAUAUGGAGGAAGAAAAUGACGAAGAAGAAAACGAGGACGAGUAUGAAGAAGUGGGAAAUACACUUUUACAAGUUAUGGUUUCGCGAAAUCUAUUAACAUUUAUGGAUGAUGAAUCCUUGGAAAAUAGAUUGGCAGGUGUAAGCAAGCGCAAAUCAUGGGAUGACGAAUUUGUUUUAAAAAGGCAGUUUUCUGCCUUAAUACCUGCUUUUGAUCCCAGGCCGGGUCGUACAAAUGUGAAUCAAACUUCGGAUUUGGAAAUUUGUGCGCCAGAUACAAACAUGGAAAACUUUCAGCAAACCGGGCAAAUAACUGCUGAUCAGACAAUGCUCGGCUUGAAAUUACGUGGCCCAGGUGUGGGAGGAGUUCCAGAUGUUGAAAUUGACUUGGAUAAUAGUGAGUGGACUAUAUUUCGAGCCGUACAGGAACUGCUUCAAAAUAGUCAAAUGAAUAAAAAUGAUAAAUUUCGCAAAUUAUGGGAACCAACAUACACAAUUGUUUAUAGAGAAACAUUUCCAACUGUUAAAGAAUCUUCAUAUAUGGAAUCAGAAGAAGGUCAAAAAACGCCAGGAGUUUCAUCUCGAAGCGGAGCUUCUACAUUAUCUCCAAAUUCCCCAGUGCAUGGAGGAUUGAGCAUUACAGAUAAUACAUUAUGCUCCGUUGAGGACGUUCUUGAAUUGCUAACCCAGAUCAACGCACUCAACCAAUGUGAAAUAGAAAGCGGAGUUCAGUGUACUAAUUCACCGAAACGUUCCUUUUUACCAGCUGAGCUAUUCAUGAGCAAAAAAAUUACCAAUAAAUUACAACAACAAAUUCACGAUCCUCUCGUUCUUUCAAGCAACGCACUUCCCAAUUGGUGCGAAGAUUUAAAUCAGUCUUGCCCAUUUUUAUUCCCAUUUGAAACUAGACAAUUAUAUUUUAACUGUACUGCAUUCGGAGCAUCUAGAAGCAUUGUUUGUUUACAAUCUCAACGUGAUAUUACAACGGAGCGGCAAAGGAUUCCUAUUAUGAGUCCGCGUCGAGACGAUCAGCACGACUUCCGAGUUGGACGAUUAAAGCACGAGCGGGUCAAAGUUCCACGAAAUAAGGAUUUACUAAAAUGGGCUAUUCAAGUCAUGAAAGCUCAUUGUAAUCGAAAGUCUGUACUUGAAGUCGAAUUUUUAGAUGAAGAAGGCACAGGAUUGGGACCAACACUUGAAUUCUAUGCUUUAGUAGCUGCAGAAAUUCAACGAGCGGAUUUGUGUAUGUGGCUUUGUGAUGAUGAUUUAACCGAAGCUCAAGACACACCACAAUUUCACAAUAUUGAAGACACUUCAAAACCAAUAGGCUAUUAUGUUAACAGGCGUGAGCAUGGAUUAUUCCCAGCACCUCUGCCACAAAAUUCCGAACUAUGUGAGCAGGUAUCGAAGUAUUUCUGGUUCUUUGGAGUUUUCAUAGCUAAAGUUUUGCAGGAUAUGCGACUUGUUGAUAUGCCUUUGUCAAAAUCCUUUCUACAAUUACUUUGUCACAACAAAGUAUUAUCACGAAAUGAUUUAAAGCUCAAAGCCAAUACACAUUUCCAAGAUCUGAUGGCGAGCUCAGUUGCUUCAAAAGAUUCCGAGUUUGCAAAUACAUAUUCUCAAGUUUUAAACGAGGAUUUUACACAGUUCAACUGGUUUAGUGGAAUUCUAAACAUUGAAAACCUAAGAGAAAUCGAUCCAACGCGCUAUCAAUUUUUAAUUGAACUACAAGACUUGUUAAUGCGUAAACAAGCAAUUGAUUUAGAUGAAAGUCUAAGCAUGGAAGAAAAAUCUGAAUUGGUCAAGAAUCUUAAAUUGCGCACUAAAAAUAAUAUAGAAGUAUCACUGGACGAUUUGGCCCUUUCCUUUACAUAUUUACCUAGCUCGUCUGUGUAUGGAUACACAUAUGCAGAGCUUAUUCCAAAUGGUUAUGCAACUGAAGUCAAUAUAAAUAAUCUAGAAGCAUACUGCGAAUUGCUUCUCAACUUUAUGUUACACGAUGGUAUUGCCAAGCAAAUGCAGGCAUUUCAUGACGGGUUUUGCGAAGUUUUUCCUUUGACUAAACUAGCCGCAUUUAACCCAUCCGAGGCUAGAAUGAUGAUAUGUGGCGAGCAAUAUCCCCAAUGGAACCGCGAAGAUCUAAUGGCGUACACCGAGCCGAAACUGGGUUACUCCAAAGAUAGUCCUGGAUUUUUACGUUUUGUUAACGUUCUGUUAAGCUUGUCGGGAACUGAACGUAAAGCUUUUUUGCAAUUUACCACUGGCUGUAGUAGCCUGCCUCCGGGAGGAUUGGCCAAUUUACAUCCGAGACUUACAGUAGUACGCAAGGUUGACGCUGGACAAGGAAGUUAUCCAUCAGUGAACACUUGUGUUCAUUACUUGAAACUUCCCGACUACCCGUCUGAGGAAAUAAUGAAGGAUCGAUUAUUAACAGCAACUAAGGAGAAAGGUUUUCACUUAAAUUAAAAAAG
Molecule: messenger RNA, 8366 nt
Organism: Drosophila virilis
Lineage: Eukaryota; Metazoa; Arthropoda; Insecta; Diptera; Drosophilidae
Gene: Ufd4
Product: ubiquitin fusion-degradation 4-like
Biological process (GO): protein K63-linked ubiquitination; anatomical structure development; proteasome-mediated ubiquitin-dependent protein catabolic process
Cellular component (GO): nuclear speck
Molecular function (GO): metal ion binding; ubiquitin protein ligase activity; protein binding
Source: RefSeq, a predicted model, not a curated record